AUGAAAAUUCGCUUCCGCUCCAAGUGCGCGUCUGACAGAAGGAAGGAUUUCACACCAAGUCGCCUUCUCCCCCUGCUGAACGUUUUUCUACUGAUACUUUUCUAUGUGGUCCUUCAGGAUGAGCAACUGUGCGAGGAAGCAACCGGUGGGAAGACACACCAAAUGGUGACACGUGAAAUGGCGACGCACCAAAUGGCCGCUUACAGAGUGAUGUCUCAUCGAAUGAGGACGCACCGAUUGAGGCCCCACCGGAUGAGAAGCCUGGAUGACGUGUCUAGGAAAGGAAUAAGAGGGUGCAUGGAUGAAGAAACGAUACAGUGGGUAAAAAAUGAAUAUGGGUUGUCGCAAAAGUUGAAAGAUAAAAAUUGUGAGUCAGACGAUGAGUCGAAUGAAACAGGGAAUGGAGCAGUGUUAUCGAUUAGCAAAUUAAGUCCAAAAUAUUUAAAAAAAUUGGUAGGAGAAGUAUAUUACGACAAAAUUAAUGAGUUGCCAAAAAAUAUCAAAGCAGAUGAUCUUUUUUCGACAUGGCAUGAUAUUUAUGGCAUGGAAAAAAAUGAGUUUUCAAGUGUGGAGGAGGACCUGUGGCUUGCCUGUUGUGGAUUAGCUGCAGAGAGGAGAGUUUCAAAAAAAAACAAAAUAAACGAAUGGUUGAGAGUUUAUAAAAAGCUAUCUCAUGAUUUGAUGAAAAAGGAAGUGAACGAUUUUAAUGACUUGCUAAUUUUUAUGGAUAAUGGUUCCUUUACAAAGCUGGACUUUACUCUCUUCGUAUAUUACAAGUCCAUUUCGUGGAGGACGUUCAAGAAGGCUCUCUUUAAAAGGUGGAAAAAAGUUUUGAUUCGCAACCUUGAUGUACACAGAAGGUUAAGUGAGUAG
Plasmodium cynomolgi strain B is the source of this 873-nucleotide messenger RNA. RefSeq names its product phist protein. The transcript is spliced from 2 exons. Bases 1 to 873 code for a protein of 290 amino acids. NCBI's taxonomy places the organism in Eukaryota, Apicomplexa, Aconoidasida, Haemosporida, Plasmodiidae. The record is from RefSeq and is a predicted model, not a curated record.